Messenger RNA from Mesocricetus auratus (golden hamster), 13984 nucleotides. It is a transcript of the gene Ubn2, whose product is annotated as ubinuclein 2. The record is from RefSeq and is a predicted model, not a curated record. Bases 1 to 4026 code for a protein of 1341 amino acids. The transcript has 18 exons. NCBI's taxonomy places the organism in Eukaryota, Metazoa, Chordata, Mammalia, Rodentia, Cricetidae. Gene Ontology annotation, cellular component: nucleus.
AUGGCGGAGCCGCGCCGAGUCGCGUUCAUUAGCCUGUCACCGGUGAGGCGGCGCGAGGCCGACCCGGCGGGCGCCGAGCGCGAGCCCCCCCGGCCGGAGCCGCAGCCGUACCGCGAGCCGGCCCGGGCGGAGUCGGCCCCCCGGGCUGACGCGCAGCACCCGGCGCGCGACAAGCCGCUCCCCCAGCGCGAGGGCGGCCGCGCCGAGCCGCCCAUGGCGCUGCUGCAGCGCGAGCCCCCGCGGCCCGAGCCGCCGCCGCCGCUGCCUCCGCCGCCGCCGCUGCCCCUGCAGACGUCGACUGCCCCGCCGCGGGACGCGGCUUCCCGGGCGGAGCCGCCGCAGCCGCCGCGACCGCCGAAGGAGACGGUUCGCCUGGAGCUGGUGCUCAAGGACCCCACGGACGAGAGCUGCGUGGAGUUCAGCUACCCGGAGCUGCUGCUGUGCGGAGAACAACGGAAGAAACUUGUUCAUACAGAAGACCCUUUUACUGAUGAGCAGAAGGAGAGACAAGAAGUGGAAAUGUUGGCUAAGAAGUUUGAAAUGAAAUAUGGUGGGAAAGCCCGUAAACACCGGAAGGAUCGGCUACAAGAUUUAAUUGAUAUAGGCUUUGGCUAUGAUGAGACAGAUCCAUUUAUUGAUAACUCAGAGGCUUAUGACGAAUUAGUUCCUGCUUCUCUAACAACAAAAUAUGGAGGCUUCUACAUCAACACUGGUACUCUUCAGUUUCGACAAGCUUCAGAUACUGAAGAAGAUGAUAUUACAGAUAACCAAAAGCACAAGCCACCCAAGGUUCCCAAAAUAAAAGAAGAUGAUAUUGAGGUGAAAAAGAGGAAGCGCAAAGAGGAAGGGGAAAAGGAGAAGAAGCCGAGGAAGAAAGUGCCCAGACAACUCGGAGUUGUGGCUCUCAAUUCCCACAAGUCUGAAAAAAAGAAGAAGCGAAAUAAAGAUUCCCUUUAUUUGGCUGCCAUGAUACGAAAAUUUCAAAAAGAGAAGGAUGCAUUAAAGAAGGAAUCUAACCCUAAAGUCCCAGUGAACAUACCAACUUCCUGUCUCACUAAGCCCUCUUGUGCUGCCACAGCCGUGGGGGAUGACAUCCCGGACUUAAGUUUGAACAGUGCUGAUCCAGACCUCCCUAUUUUUGUUAGCACAAAUGAACAUGAAUUGUUUCAGGAAGCUGAAAAUGCCCUAGAGAUGCUCGAUGACUUUGACUUCGACAGAUUACUGGAUGCUGCUUCUGAUGGUAGCCCCCUCUCUGAGUCAGGGGCAGAAAAUGGAAACACCACCCAGCCCACUUUCAGCUCUCAGGUUAUGCCAAAGGUGGUGCCUACGCUGCCCGAUGGUCUACCUGUGCUCCUUGAGAAACGCAUUGAGGACCUUCGUGUAGUAAGUGCUGCUAAACUUUUUGAUGAAGAAGGAAGAAAAAAAUUCUUCACACAAGAUAUGAAUAAUAUUCUUCUGGACAUUGAGUUACAGCUACAAGAACUAGGCCCUGUCAUUCGUAGUGGUGUCUACUCCCAUCUUGAAGCCUUUGUGCCAUGCAAUAAGGAGACCCUGGUGAAACGUCUAAAGAAGUUGCAUCUUAAUGUCCAGGAUGAUCGUUUAAGAGAACCUCUGCAGAAAUUGAAGUUGGCUGUUAGCAACGUCAUGCCUGAACAGCUGUUCAAGUACCAAGAGGACUGCCAGGCUCGCAGUCAAGCCAAGUGUGCCAAGUUGCAAGCAGAUGAAGAACGGGAAAAAAAUGGAUCCGAAGAUGAUGAUGAUGAGAAACCAGGGAAGCGAGUCAUAGGCCCACGAAAGAAAUUCCACUGGGAUGAUACUAUUAGAACUUUGUUAUGUAACCUUGUUGAGAUCAAAUUGGGAUGCUAUGAGUUAGAGCCAAAUAAAAGCCAGUCUGCUGAGGAUUACCUUAAAUCCUUCAUGGAGACAGAGGUGAAGCCACUGUGGCCUAAAGGCUGGAUGCAGGCCAGAAUGCUUUUUAAGGAAAGCCGGAGUGUACAUAAUCAUCUUACUUCUGCUCCGGCAAAGAAAAAGGUGAUUCCUGCAUCAAAACCCAAAGUCAAGGAGGUGAUGGUAAAGACCCUUCCUGUUCGUUCUGUCCCCACUAUGCUGAAGGAAUGUAGCCCAAAAAAAGACCCAAAGGCUCCUGUAUCUUUGGCUUCAGUUGGUCCCUCCACAAGCUCCAGCACACCCAUCGUUGUUUCGGCCAGCUCGAGCUCAGCACCAGCCCAAGAAACCAUCUGCCUGGAUGACUCCUUGGAUGAAGAUCUUUCUUUCCACUCCUCUUCACUGGAUCUUGUAUCUGAAGCUUUAGCCGUCAUCAACAGCGGCAACAAAGGCCCCUCGGUUGGCUCAAGGCUCAAUGUGCCAACUGCAAAGCCUCGUCCAGGCCUGAGAGAAGAAAAACUAGCAAGUAUCAUGAGCAAGUUACCACUGGCCACUCCCAAAAAGCUGGAUCCUACUCAGACUGCACACUCAUCAAGUCUUAUUGCUGGUCACACAGGGCCAGUACCAAAGAAACCCCAGGAUUUAGCUCACACUGGCAUUUCUUCAGGCCUUAUUGCUGGUUCUUCAAUUCAGAACCCUAAAGUCUCCUUAGAGCAUUUGCCAGCCAGGCUACUGCAGCAAGGAUUGCAAAGGUCCAGUCAGAUACAUGCUUCUUCCUCUUCACAGACUCAUGUCUCCUCCUCCCAAGCCCAAGUUGCUGCCUCCUCUCAUGCCCUGGGAACAUCAGAGGCCCAAGAUGCUUCUCCGUUAACACAAGCAGCAAAGGUGCAGCAGCACUCAGCUGUCCAGCAGAACUACGUGUCUCCAUUACAGGCCACCAUUAGUAAAUCACAGACCAACCCAGUGGUGAAAUUGAGUAAUAACCCCCAGCUUUCCUGUUCGUCCCAGCUGCUCAAGACUUCAGAUAAGCCACUGACGUAUCGCCUCCCUUUGUCUACCCCAUCACCUGGAAAUGGGUCUCAGGGGCCCCACCCCCUGGUUUCUAGGACAACACCAAGUACCACUACCUCUAGUAACUACUUAGCCAAGGCUAUGGUGUCACAAAUCUCCACGCAGGGUUUCAAAUCUCCCUUCUCAAUGGCUGCAUCUCCCAAACUUGCCGCGUCUCCCAAACCUGCCACGUCUCCCAAGCCUUUGCCCUCACCUAAGCCUUCUGCAUCACCCAAGCCCUCUUUGUCAGCUAAGCCUUCAAUAUCAACUAAACUUAUUUCUAAAUCCAACCCAACUCCCAAGCCUGCUGUAUGCCCAACUUCCUCCAGUCCAAACACACUAGUAGCCCAGAGUAGCCACUCCACCAGUACCAACCCCGUCCAUAAACAGCCCAGUGGAGGAAACAUCAGCAGACAGUCUCCCACUCUGAAUCUGUUGCCCUCAAAUCGCACUUCUGGCCUUCCACCUACAAAGACUCUUCAGGCCCCUUCUAAACUAACAAACUCGUCGUCCACUGGAGCUGUGGGGAAGAGCAGCUUGGGUGGACUUCCCAUGAAUGUGCCUGCCAGCAGAGGCAGCAACCUUAACUCGAGUGGAGCUAAUAGGACUAGUCUGUCUGGGGGGACAGGAAGUGGAACACAGGGUGCUACUAAACCGCUGUCUACUCCACAUAGACCAACCUCUGCCUCAGGGUCUUCGGUGGUAACAGCCAGUGUGCAGUCCACAGCAGGAGCAUCAUUAUUGGCUAAUGCCUCACCUCUGACUCUCAUGACAUCACCUUUGUCUGUAACAAAUCAAACUGUGACUCCUUUUGGGAUGCUGGGUGGCCUUGUUCCAGUGACCAUGCCCUUCCAGUUUCCCUUGGAGCUCCUUGGCUUUGGAACGGACACAGCUGGAGUGACAACCGCCUCGGGAUCUACCUCAGCCGCUUUCCAUCACAGCCUGACUCAGAAUUUACUAAAGAGUUUACAGCCAGGAACUCAGCACGCCACAACACUUCCCCACUCACCUCUGCCUACACACUUACAGCAAGCUUUUCAUGAUGGAGGCCAAAGUAAAGGGGACACUAAGUUACCACGGAAAUCUCAGUGACUUCCCAGCAAUCAAGAGGAAUCAUUUGGCUGGCUGUUGGGACCUACCUGAUGGGAAAGUCUUACGUGGUCACAGGGCUGCUGUUUCUGUCGAUGUUUACAUUCUCGUCCCAAGCACUGUGGUGAGGAGGAAAAGGAAAGAAAAUGUUACUUGAGCAAAACCAGGUGCAGGAGGAAGAAAUGCUUUUGUGCAAAAUUAGUGACCUUUGGUCUCUUAAAGCUCCCAUGUUAACCUGCUUCAAAGAGACUCAGCUGUCAAACCCACAGAAGUAUCAAUUUGAUUUUUUUUAACCUGGGGGAGAAAGAAGGAAGUUGAGAGGAUUUGGGUAAAUGGUCAUCCAUCCCGGGGGUUGGAUCUGAACACUCUACAUAUAAGUGCAUAAUAAAAACAACUAAAAGUAGAAUUAGCCAGUUUGAGGAGAAUCAGUCAUGUUUGUGUAGUGGACAGAUUUGCCACAGUUAAUCGCACGAUGUUCUCCAGACAGUAGUCGAAGAGCACUGUACCCUCAAAUGUCCUGAGCAAGCUUGAAUCUUCUCCAGUGUGUAGCAGUUCCCAAUGUAAGGCUGAAGAUGCUUCAGCAAAGCUGCUGUAGCACAGUGAUAAAUAUCACCGUAUCUUUUAGAUUUUUAAAGUCAGGAAAGUGAGCCUGUUGCUCUUAACAGACAAAAUGUAGAUAAUCCCCUUUUUGUAAAAGGGUCUAUUUCAUCCUCCAUUCAGAAGUAGGUACUGAACUCCUUUCUGCAGCUGACUUGUCAUCCAGUAUUGACUGGUUAGUAUUUAUUUCUGGUCCUGAUGUGCGAGAGUUGAGUGCUCGCGUUUUCUCUUGACACAUGGGGUCUUGUCGUUGGGCCGUUGCUUUGCUGCUCUGCUGCUCAUCUCCCUUAUGGCCUGCCAAGAACUGCCGAUGUCCAGUCCCCCACUGCACAGUGCUCCUCACUGCACAGUGCUCCCCACUGCAGAUGUCCAGUCCCCCACUGCACAGUGCUCCUCACUGCACAGUGCUCCCCACUGCAGAUGUCCAGUCCCCCACUGCAAAGUGCUCCCCACUGCACAGUGCUCCCCACUGCAGAUGUCCAGUCCCCCACUGCACAGUGCUCCCCACUGCAGAUGUCCAGUCCCCCACUGCACAGUGCUCCUCACUGGUGGUGCUUUAGGUGACCAGAGCUGUUGAUACAAAGAGUGCACAGCAUCUAUUUCUUUGUUGGUCAACCAAAUGGCAUAUACAUAAUAGUAUACUGUUUUAAAGGGAUGAAUUCCAGUAGGAAUACUGUGCACAAGGGAACCCUCCCUUUAUAACUGUCACAUGAAGCUUUAUGCCCCAUAUCCUUUGCAGUAAAAAUGUUUGGAGCAUUUGGAAUCUGAAAGUUUUACUAGAGUUUACUCAAUGUUGAUAUUCAAGUAAGCCUACAGAUAAUUAAGAUUCUUUAAUUCUUGUUUCUAUAUAUGAAUAGAGGCAACAAAGGAUGUGAAGGGAUAAAUAACAAUUCUCUUUGGAUACAUUUAAUUUUCCCUCAACUACAUUGUGGUGUCCCCCUGAAUUUUAAACUUUUGAGUAUUUUCAAAUUAUCUAAGAAUAGUGUAAGCUCUUAGUGAUAUAAGUUUAGUUUGUGUAUGAUGACAGACUAACCUGGUAAUAACAAGACUGUUUUCAUAUUCUCAUUAAGUUUAUACAGACGAGAGUGUUAACCAGACCCCAUUUUCCUUUGAUAAGCAGAAGUCCCAAGAAGCCUCUAGGACUAUAAUAACCAAUCACAAAUCUGCUAGGAUUUUUAUGCCUAUAAUUUGACUUCAAAGUCACAUUGACGUGCUUCAUAGCAAAAAGUCAGUGAAUAACUGAAAACUUUAGUUCCAAGAACUUAUUACAGUAAGGGGAAAUGAUUGUUCAGAAGAGCCAUUGAAGCUGGGUAUGUUGGCUCAUGCUUGUAAUCCCAAUACUCAGGAGGCUGAGGCAGGAGGAUCUCAGGUUUGAGACCAGCCUGGAGUAUGUAGCAGCGAGACCCAGGCUAGUCUGCACUGGGCUGACAAUGAGACCCUGUCUCAAAAAAAAAAAAAAAAAAAAAAAAAAGGAAGGAAAGGAAUCAUUGGUAUAAUUUCUUGACUGUAGUAAUUUAGUUUACCAAUAAAACAAAUAUGGAUGCUUUGUGAGCCCUGGUAGAUAAUUGGAAAGAUUCAGGGACGUAGCAGAGAGCUUUGACUUGAAUUUAACAUGUUAAGUUUCAUUCGAAAGGUGUCCUAGAGAAACUACUCAGCUCUUGGCUUACUCCAGCACCAGGUGACUUCUUUGCCAACAUGCCUGCUAAUAUUGCCUGGGCUGCUGUUCUGGGGGUGGGUGGUGUUUAGGAAGAUGGCCUUGGGCUUCAUUUCCUCUUCCCAGGGAUAAGUCAGUGCAUAUUAGUCUCUCUUCCUGCUGAUACCUGUGUGUUUGUGUGUUUACAUAGACACAUUCAUAUAAAUCAAUUGCUAUUAAAAGUCAGAUAAUGGUAAUUGUAGUUUUUUAAAUCCAUCCAUUCUGAACCAUGCUAUAUGAAGGCCCCUGAUGGUUCUUUUCCAUCAUUAGAAAAGAACAAGAUUAGUAAUUCUGCUUCCUGUGUCUUUUUAUAAAAUUGCCUGAAGCCCUGGGCUCUGAGAAUAUAAGACGUAAAGUCUGUUCUGUUUUUAUCAGUCUUGAUUCCCUAAGGACUGCUGUAAGAUUCCCCACUUCAGCAACCUUCCAUGUAAUACAGAUGAAUCAGAGUCCUUUCUACAUGUAAAUACAUUUCUUUCUAUAUCAUAACACUGAAAAUGGUGUCCAUACUUUAUGGUUACCUGUCCUUACAGUUUUUAUUACAAAGAACAAGCAUAUAAGUUGGUUAUUUUUUAACAGAGACUUGCAACUCACACUGUAUUUUUGCACUUAAAGUCAAAUUAUGUUAUUUUUCAAAUGGUGAAUGACUGGAAAGGAUAUCUGUAGAGCAAUGUGUAUCGCUAAAGAACAUUAGCAACAUCCAAAUGCAGAAGUAAAUCAGCACACUUAGAUCCCACUCAUGGGGUACUUGAUUCAGGAAGAUUAAGGUAUUUGAUUCCAACUGUCUUACAUUUAAAAUUGCCUUCACUGAUGUAUAAGCUGUUACGUACGUACAAGGUGAUCCUCAGUAUUCACAAGCAAUAACAGUCAGCAGAGCUGUCCUCAGACAGCACUGCUGGACCUCAGUUGGAGACUGUUUGGGAGCAAAGUGUCAAGCUCAUUCAGAGCCUCUGAAAUAAAUGCAAGCAAUAAUUUCUAUUAAAAUUAAAUUAUAAUUCUCAUGCUUCUGAGAACAAAGUGAGAAAUCAUGAUUUUAAAACAUUCUGGAGAAAAGAAGCCAAGUUUUUCUAUAGUAGCAAAGUCCUUAUACUUUGAAGAAAUGAAGACGAUUCAGUUAGUACAUUUUUUCAUGCCCACCACCCCUUUGAUGGAUGUUAGUAGCCCAAAUCUAUUGUUUUGUGUCAUAGACACUGAAUAAGGGUUAUUUGGGUCCCAACACUGGGGGAAGAACUGGGCAUAUACCUGUUUGAAGACUGUGGGUUUGACACCUGCUUGGAAACAGCUUAUUGGAACUGAUAAUAACCCAGGAUAUUUUUUCCCAAAGCAGAUCUAAACUGUUUACUAUGCAGAGAUGGAAAGGGCAGGCACCCCUGUUCUCUCUCCUCUGGCUGCCCUCUCCCACAACCCUUUCCACCUCUACUUGUUCAAGACUUUCUGAAAUGAAAAUUCUACUGUUAUUGUAACUGCCAUUCGUUUUGAGAACUCUGUCCUUUGCGAUUGUCUCUAGAACUGUUAUCUGUCCUACUUGCUGCUACAUUUGGAAAAUGACUUUGCCUGUGUUGGUUGACUUUAACUUCUCUAUUUAUAGGAGAUGCUGUCAUGUACUUUGACCCCUGUGUAGAACUAGGGUACUUUAUUUUAGGGGUGUACUGUGAAAGCACACUGGCCCUUGUGUUGUUAUUAUUACCUAGGUUUUGAAUUUGUUUGCUUUGUUUGUUGGAUUUUGUUUUAUUUUUCAAAUUGAAAUAUAGAAUAAUGGAAAACUCUGUAUCCAGGCCAAACUUGAGAGCUGUCCUGUGCUUCAGCAUGAGUGCUUCUGCUGACCCAACGUUCUCCGAAGGGCACUUUGACCUUUAGUUGUACACGUGUGACUUUUGUGUGUUUUAGCUUUGGGGGUGCUUUUGGUUUUAUAAAAACAAAGCAGAAAAGAAGUGCAGUAGUAGAUAAAUGAUCACAAACACGUUAUGCAAUUUUAUUUUAUAAAAGUUUAAAGGAAAAGUUUAACUCCUUGUAAAUAAUUUCUUAUCUCUGGUAAAAUGCUUAUAUUACUCCUCUAAACCAUGCUCAAUUCAGGCCUUUGUCUUUGUUAAGUGCCUUUUAUUUCUUUCUUUUUCUCCCCUCUUUAGAAACUUUUCAGACACCCUCAAGUACAUACUGAUUAAGUCAGGGGAUUCAGGAGAAAGAAUCUCAGACUUGCCAAAAUCAUGUCAUGUUAUAAUAAUACUCUUCCUUCUGCUUUGUAUGCUCACGAGAACAAGAUGCACAGUGUGUGUAUAAACCAGGAACAGCUGUUCCGUGGCAAUCUUUCUAAGCACUGCCCUUUUGACAUUGCAGAACUUCUACCUUGUUUCUUCCAUUGCUUUGGGUUGGUUCAGAUGGGCAGAUCGGGAAGUAGUCUUUGCACAUGAUGCUGGCUUCCCCUUCUGAAUAUCUGUAAAAGUUAAUAUAUGUAUGUGUGUGUGUGUAUAUAGGGCAUUAUAUAUAUAAAGCAUAUACAUGUUGGUUAUUGCAAGCAUAAUAAACGCGGUGGACUCACUAUUUCUGGAUGUAAUCCGCUUCUCUCUACCCCUUCAAAUUUGGCAGAAGCAGUGUGUUAAGAAGCAUCAGAAUAGCGAGAGCACCUUGUGGGUCAAUCUGAUACAGUGCCCUGUGCAGACAAGAUCAAACAAACACAUGCAGGGCUAGAGCUAGCCCCAUGCAGUACUAGCUGAAUACACUUUGAAAGAAGGGAGCACCAUUGUCAUUAUUAAAAGGUGUUUUCUUCUGGAAAAUUGUCUUUAAGAAAUUAUAGAGCUGAAUACCUUUUAAAACUUCAAUAAACUUAGAUUUUAGAUAGUGAGGAAACACUCAUCUGCAACAUACUUGAGAGAUUUUUCAGUCUCUUCAUUUUCCAGAUGAUUAGAUUUUGAUCUGAUUUCAUGAUCAUUUAAACAUCUUUGUUGAGCAAAACAAUAUAACUUUAAGUAUCUAAGUUUCUUUUUAGAUGUGACACGUUGAAAGAGACUAAGUUGAACCAAUUCUCUAAACAGUACACAUAUUUACAAAGGACCCCGCUUAAGUAAAUCAUUAAUUGGAAAAUGACACUUGUGGCUAAAAGAAGAAACUCCUGGUAGCAGAGCUGUCCUCAAGGCAGCUAAGAUCGGUAGUGAGUGUGAAUUCCCAAACUCCUUUAUCUAGGGGGAUGUCAUUUAACCUUUGUGCCUCAGAUUACCCAUGAGACAAUUGGGUAUAAUAAUAAUCGCCUACCUCCCAGGGAUAUCAGAGACUUUACUAUUUCAAAAAUAUUUUGAGUUUUUCUAGAACAUCCUAUAUAAUUAUAGUAUUAUCUUCCUGCAGAGGUUGAAAAACAAAUGUUUUCCUUAUAGUGGAUAUAAAGAGCACCCUAUGGUCUUUAUGUUUAAAAAAAAAGUCACUGGAAUUUAAUUUAGAUACAUAUUUGAUAUUUAAACAUACCAUAUUUGUAGUGUGGUAGAAUUAUUAGUUUCAGAUUAACUCAAAGGAGAGGACACUAAGUUUCUUAACUACCAAUAGAUUUUUUUAAAGCUUUUAUGAUAUUAUUACUUGUGUGAUGUUUUUGAAGGUUGUGAAAGUAAAGUUAGAUAACGUUUGGAUUACUGAUAAAUGAUCCUGAAAGGUUAUAGCCUCCCUCUUCUGCCUUCUGAACCUAAUUUCCUUGCUUGGUGAUGGAAAGCUAAGUUUUUAACGUGUCUAAGAGUAAGUCAGACCCUGCACACUGCUUCUGUGUCUAGGUUUAUCCAGCUUUGCCCUGGAGGAUGGGGCAGCCUACACCUAGACAAGUGUGUAUACUUUUAACUUUGUAACUCAUGCUUCUUCAGCCCAUGAGCAAAUCAGAGCGAUCGCUGCUUGGGUUGUAGGAAAAUAGGAGAAGGAUGACAGAAUUCACUUCCUAGCUGUGGCAAAGGAGAGAUGGUCAGGAUAGGAGGAAACAUGAUUUCCCUCGCUCCUGGGAGGAGAUUAAGAUCAUUUUAUCUCACCUUCCAUUUGUGCAUACUAAGUAAUAAUGCAUAAAGUGUUUUUCUUUAAAAUAACAGGAACAAAUGGAUGUUGCAGUUUUUGUAGUAUGAGUGAGUUUAAAUUACAGCACAUAUUCAGGGUCAGCAAAGAGAGUACAGGGUGUUGAGGAACAAUUACCCAGCUCAAGUGAGUUAGGAGAAAACACUAGGCCUAAGCAGCCAGCACAUCUGGGCUGACCCCAGAACUGGCUCAGACCUGGUCAUUCUCUAGUCCUAGGGGAUUUUCUGGUGUUUUUUUUUUUUUUUUUUUUCUCUCUCUCUCUCCUCCACAUGAGGCCUUAGCUCAUAGCCUCUGAGGAUCAGCUGCGUACAUAAGCAUACUCUUCGCUUUCCACAUUUCCUUCUUGUUCCACUCCGCAAUAACAAAUGUUAAGAUUUCAACCCAAAGUAAUGAGGGUUAGGGGUGUUGUUGAAUGUGUGUGCAUUUCCUCUGGGGAAGAGUGACAGCAGCCUAAAAUAGGUAAGUUGUCUGUGUUAUGUGCCCUAAAAUGUGAACUUUACAUAACAAGCCAGCUGAAGAUCCUUUGCCCGUGCAGACCUAGAGUUAGUGUCGUGGAUCAUGUUUGCGCUUUGAUGAAGUCACCCAUUGUAAUUCUGAGAAGUGUAGUGUUUUGGCUGACAGAGCUAAAAUGCUGGCUCAGGCUCUCCCUGAAAACAGCUUCAAAUAUUAGUGUUGAAUUCUUCAUUUCUUGUAGUCUUCAUUCUUGCCUUUGGGGUGGAACUCUGAAGUUGCCACUCGCUCCUCUCCAGUGUGAGUUGUUGUUGUUGAAUCUAGGGAGGGUUAGGGAAAUGGAUCCCACACCCCCCUCUCCCUCACUUUUCCAUCUGCCCUCUGUCCCCACCACACACAACGAUAGUGUAGGGACAGUUUAUAUCUUAGCGGAGGACAAAAGCAUAGGUCAUCUUUACGGUGUGGUGGAGAUACCUUUGACUAGCCUGAUGCUAAAUGACACUUGCACACUCUACCAUUUGCUUUAAAGUGAUUGUUUGUGAUCUCCUUGUGUUGUGAUGUUGCUGCUUCUCUGUUUCCUCUGUAUCCCCAUUUCAUGUAGCUGCCAUUCAAACUAGGGGUAGUUUUUACACUGCUACCCAAACUGGUAGGAUCAUUUUGAAGUCUCAGUAGUACAAUUAAGGUUCUAUACAUAGUCCAGAACUUACAGAUUACUGAUGAUUGGGACUUUUCCUCUUCUCGUUGAUAUUAAAAAAUAGGUCUCAUAGGCUGAGGGUGUAGCUCAGUGGUAGAGCUCUUGCUCAGCAUGUGCAAAGUCUGGAGGUCCCUAUCCAGCAGUGCAAGAUAACAAUAAUAGAUCACAUUUUUACAUAAUACCAGUACCUUUCAGGAUUUGUCAAAAGAAGUACAAUCUUCAUUAGGAGCUCAUAAUAGUCUGGCUUGCUUCUUUUCUGUGUCUCGCCUAGAACAGAGCUUUUUUGCUAAGGUCUGUCUGAGCCAAGCAGACCAUUGAAUCCUUAGCCCCAAUUUUAAGUUCCCCAGAAAAUUCUUUUGCUUCUGAUAGUUACAUAAUUGUGUCUUACUCUGAGUCUGGCUGGUGGAUGCUUGGUGGUAGAACUCUGGCUGUCAUCAGAAAAGAUGUCUUACCUGAGAUAACGUAAAAGUCAGCAGCUCCAUCUGUCUUCAGAGUCCAUUUUAGAAAUCGACAGCAACCAAGACUAACCAUUGCCCUCAUGACAACUUGUACUUAAAAUUUUACAGCCGUAUUGUAUUUUCUGUACUUAACGACCAUAAACUUUCUUCCUUUCUUGCUUUCCUUUACUGUUUGCAGAAACCUUAUGCACUGUCAGAAAAUUGCUUUUUCCCCCACACUGGUAAAAUUACCAAAAACUACCAAGGAUUAGCCUAAUUUUAGCUAGAAACAUAAAAAGGGAAAUAAAUUUUUUGUCAGUUAACAAAAGUGUUUGUUUUAAAUAGUUAGAAAGUUGAGCCAACUUUGGCCAGCUUUUUUGACAUUCGACUCUGCCUCCAUAGGGAUUAUAUAUCCUUUUUUGGCGUGUGAUCAUCAAGGGCCUUCCCCUGGUAGGGGUUGGUUUCCCUCCCACACAGCUUCCUCUGGUUUGUAGUUAGCAUCCAAAGAAGAGAGCCAAGCUUUGUAGUGAUCUAUUGUCAACUGUCACUGAGAAACUAUCUUACUCUAGGAAGUACUGGAGUGCUAAACUGUUGUUGGAGGAGAGGAUGCUCAUUUGAUCCUCCCCAAGGUUUCUCUGGUUAAACUGUGUCACACUUUAAGGAGAGGAAAAGAAAUCUCUGGCUGGCGAAAAUUUUGCCCCCAAGUAAUGAAGUUAAGUCUAACCUAGGUGAUUAGGAGAUGAGUGUUUUCUCUCUCUGCUUGUGAGCAAGGCUUGUAAUUUUAAGAAUACCAUGGAACUGCAGACCUAUUUGCUAUAACUGGAAAACAAGAAUCUGGAUUUUAGUCUGGUGAAGCACAUAUUUCCAACCCUAUGUUAAGGUCUAGGUAAGGGGAGACUUUUGUUUAGUAGCAGAAGGAAAAACUGUUAUUUGUACCAUGAGUGUCCACUCUCCCGUAAGCUCCACCCUACACAGAUGCACAUUUGCGAGCCAGUCUCUGGGAAUGGAGCCUGAGGCGUUGAUGGUCCUUAGGGAAAGGCCCCAGCUACUGUGCUGCAUCUGCUUGUAGGAAGGUGUGUUUUUGCUAACUUGAAGGAAUAUAUGCUGUAUUUCAAAUAAGUGUGUGACUUAAUACUUUGGGAUUUUUUUUCCUCUAAAAACUGGACCUGAACACAAGCUUUGAGUUGGUAUUUGUAAUAAUCUCAGGACCUGAAAGAUUGUAGCAUUUAGUGUGUCUUAAAAAUUAUGUACUGUACCAGCCAUGGAGUUUUGUAAAUAUACCUGUCUCCCUUUUUUUGUAUUAUUUUAGUAAAUAAAUAAAUAAAUUUAAUAAAAGGGGGUGGCGAUGGUGUGUGUGUGUGUGUGUGUGUGUGUGUGUGUGUGUGUGUGUGUGUGUGUGUGUGUGGCUCUUUUAAGACAAACUGGUGCUUGUUGAAUUUCUAGCUAAGCUCAGCGGGAAUAUGAACACUCUGCUGCCCCUGACCCUGCACUGAGCAAGGAGGAGGCCUUUCCCUGCCUUUCCCGUGGUCUCGGCAGUGCUAGCAAAUGGGAGCAUGUUAGACCCCAAGCCCUUCCUUCUCCACAGCCAUCUCGCUGUCUCGAUCUGGGUCUACUUCCAGCAUCCUUUAAAUUCUGGCACUAAAGCUUCUACACUUCACCAAUUCCUGAUUUUAGUACUCACAACUUUCCUCAGUAAAAAAAGAAGGGCAGGUUUAGGAAAAAACAAAACCAACAAACAGAAACUAACAACAGAAGAACCUCCCAUGUCAUGAGACCCCUUGGGAAUUUUGGAUGUGGGAACAUAAACAUUCCUGAAUGUGAGCUUGCACUGGCCCAUGAUACACUCCUUCAGUGCAGGGACUUCAGUUGGUUUUUCUUUGUGGCAGCUCUGUUCAUAUUCCAUGUGUAACUAGCAAACCCAUUUUGAAAUAAGAGCCUUAUUUGAUUCAGAAUAGAUGUUUCCUGCCUAUCCUUUAUGGCAGGAUCUUUUACAUGAGUGUUUUCUUUUUGUACAUGUUAUGUGUUUGUUGUAUUAAAUAAAGAGUACUGUAAAUAUUA